CACAAGUCGAGCACCACGUCUUUCCUCAUACACCAUUGGCCCUCAAAGCCGCUUUCACAUCACCUCUGCUCUUCAGGAUGAGCUCCCCCUUACGAAACCCUACUCGUCAUCGUCUCGACACAUGAUGCGGGCGUACACUUCGGCCUCGGCCUCAGCGCCAGGGACGGGCGUGCUUCCGCGCUUUGCUCGCCGGCUGGAAGCCUUCUUACAAGAGCUCGACAGGGAGGCGCCAGUACGAUGGGAGCAAAACAUUCCUGGGGAAGACUCCUCUCAGACUGCAGACUUUGUAGCGAACGAGCAUAGCCAAGGGGAAGAUGGUCUCCUUCCUGGCUCUGCCGAGCUCGUGCCUCAGCAGGACGAUGAAGGAGAAGCAGAGCCUCGAUCACCCCACCUGGAAUCUUCCCUCCCUGUGCAGCACUUUACGCCUUCUCGAACCUCCGCCAAGAGGAGACGUAUCGGUACGUCCUCGCCCGUCGACGCUCCCACUCGUUCCGUUCAAGUUCAAGAGGACAGCAAAAAGACGGAUGACGGUGGAUUUGCUUGGUUGCGGAUUCAGGUGCCCAGGCCUGGGUAUGCGCUCGGGGUUAGAGCAAGACCAAAGUGGGCUGGGCUGGCUGUAGUAGAUAUUGAGGAACAAGGAAUGCAAGAGACUGCUCUCAACGAGCUCUUGCCCGACCAGCCCGCGCUUCCGGACGUGACGGAGGCAGCCCCUUCUCCACCACUGAGUAGCAUUCAAUUCGAUUUGGUGGGAUACGAUGGAGCGGAAGGUCUCGAGGCCUUCGUCACUUCUACGUCGUCUGCUCGAAGACUCAAUCAGAAGGAGGGCGAGCCGACAGCAGGGAUUCCUGAUGCUGAGCAGCACGUCUCUCAUGAGACCCUGCCAUACCCCAACGACACGACUCGUCUGCCAUCUUCUGGCGAGCGAUCGCGAAGCUCUCGACCAGAUACAGGUCCGUCCUACUCCAUCACCUCACCUUCCGACGCUUCCGGCCCUCCGGUGGCUGCUACGGUAGACAGACCGCUAGUGUCUCUGCCUCUGCCAGCUCUCCAAAGCUCCCAGAGACUCGAGCUUGCUGCCAACGGGACCAAGGAAGCUCAGCCACAUAUAGAUCACCUCCAUCUCCAUCGGCCCUUCGAGCAGGAGGCAGACCUCACGGAAGCGAGCAUGAGCCUGGAGAGGACCGCAGAGAAGGAGGGUAGACAAGCUAGUCAAGAAGGCUCCGGAGCCCGGACACGCAGGGCAAGGCAGACGAGGAGCAAGAGUGCCACCGACGUGGCUACGGGCAAGUCAAAGGCUACGAGGAAGACAACGAAGGCUCUAGUAAGACCCACCUCUGCCAAUGCACCUAGACCUCAAGACGACCCCAUCACGCCUGCGCCUGCCCCAGCACUCGCCGCUUGCGUACUUGACUUUGGGCAGAUGACAGCCAUCACUACUCCGGGCGAUGAGUCUACUUCAGCAGCUCUGCGCCCGCGUGAGCCACAAGCAGGCAUAGAUACGCCUCGCUCACCGACCGAGAAGCGCAGUCAUGUGCAAGCAAGUAACAAGGGUCUGAGACUUCUCCCUGGAGGAGCAGGUUCGAUUCGGGAUCAACUACGAUCGAAUUCAGAGUCUGCAGCACAGCCGAUCAGAGCCCGGAGUCGAAGUGAGGAGGAUGCUGUUCUCGAAGCAGACAGACGAAGACGAGCUUCUUCCUCAGGAGGCUCGCCUCCUGCGACUCGCAGUGAAAAUGGGCGAAAGGCUGGCAAAGCAGUCUUGGCGUUGAGUCAGACUCAGUCCGAUUCAGCCACGGACGAAGAAGGAGAGCAGCAGCGGCGUAGUCUUGCCAAGGAGGCACUGCUACCCGUGAGCAAGCAGCCCACCACUGCGCUGGACCACCGCGAGGCGGAACGCACUCGAACGAUUGGAGAGACGCACAAGACUCGAGGAGGCUCUUCUGCUGCCCUGCCAUCGCGCAAAGGCACCCACGACGCUGCGCUCCUUGAAGCGCUAGAUCGUGAGAAGGGUGCAGCGCUGAAGCGUAAGGCAGACGUGGCCAGUGAGCGGCUGGACCGGCUCCAAGGGCAGGAGAAGCGUAUCCGAGGUGCAUCGAGGACGCUGGGCAGGAGUAAGAGUACUGCUCAGGAGCGUGCAAAGGGCGCAUUGGGUGCGACGACUGGCCCAAGAAGGUUGGAGAUGUCGAAUGUCCCGCCCGAGGGAGCUUACAAGGCUCUGCCCCUGAUUUCGGAAGCGCUCCCACGCCCCUCGACGGCUGGCCGACCCUCUUCCUCUGCCCCAGCAGCGAAUGCAGUCCCUCCCAGCUCAGCAGGCUCUUCUUCGGCCACCAAGAAGCACAAGUCCGUUCCGCAGCGCAAGCCAACCUGGACGUCCCUCGAAGCUUGCGUCGCGAGCUGGGAUCAAUGGAUUGCCGAGGGACGGCUGCCUCACGCCCAUCCUCCUCCGCACGCCCAACUGCAGGGGCCCGCCCCAUCUCCUUCGAUUCAUGGUCGCCAGCCUGUACCAAAUGGCACACCUGAGGGACCUCAUCUCCUCUUUGCAGGAAUGACCUUCCUCGUCGUUCAUGCUCGCUAUCACGCCGCUCUCGCAGGGACCAUCGAGCGUCUGGUACGCAGAGGUGGGCGAGUGCGCGUGGCGAGAGCUGGGAUGUUGCAGGAACGGGCUGCUGCAAGGGCAGAAGCAGGGGAAGGAGGAGGCGAACAAGUGUCAGAAUCGGAUAGGGAGGGAAACAAAGAUCUGGGGAGCGUCACACAUCUCGUCUCGCUUGGCCUGCCACGCUCGCCUAGCAGCGAGGAGUGCGCCAAGCUCCUCGGACUGGCCUUGCCUUCAGCAGGUGCUGAAAGCACGAGCGCGAGCGCGAGCGCUAGCUUGCAGGCACAGGUGAAUGCCCUCCUCGGUAGGGACUCUACCGGCAGAUCUGGCGGGAAUAAGGCCCCGCUGCGAUUCGUCACGGGCGAGUGGCUGGCGGAGUGCCAGCGCCGAGGACGAUUGGUCGAUGAGCGUGAGCACGUCAAUUGGAGAUUGACCUGAUGAUGGGCUGAGCUGAGAGAAGCCGAGGCGAAGCAAGGCGAAGCGAGGCGUAGUGUGGCGAGAGGACUUACCAAGAGAGGAGCCGUGUACAUUAGCAGUAGCAGCAAUAUACCCCACCGUUCCACAAGAACUUUGUAAUCGAUUCUUCCUUGGAU
Messenger RNA from Microstroma glucosiphilum, 3183 nucleotides. RefSeq lists its product as hypothetical. The record is from RefSeq and is a predicted model, not a curated record. Lineage: Eukaryota; Fungi; Basidiomycota; Exobasidiomycetes; Microstromatales; Microstromataceae. Bases 125 to 3028 code for a protein of 967 amino acids. The transcript has a single exon.